AGGACUGGUUGGUGAUGUUGCUGUUGGUGAAUGUGGAAAAACAUCAGGAAGUUUUGGGAAAGAUUGUGGCUGAUUUGGUGAAGUACGGUGUGCCAAUAUCACUGGUAGCUGGAGCUGACGAAGUGUGCGCUCGAUGCUCAUUUGUACAAGGCAAGCCGCCGUCGAAUACCAAAUUAGCUUCCGAGUGCAUUACGUCCUUAGCAUCGACACUCUCGCAAGUCUCACAGCAAGAACAGAGCAGUAUGUCCGAAGUAAAGUCAGAAGCUGGUGAUGAUCGUUUAACUAUCGUUGAUAAUGAAAGCGAAAGUCCGAGCUCACUGGCAACUCCAACACCUCUACCAAUGAACGAAUUGGACCAGGCUAUCAAGAGAGCACUCAGCGUCACAAAUGCUUCUCUUCCCGUUGUUGUGACUCUCCCGUUGGGUUUUUGCCCCAGCAAUUUUAGCAACAGAUCGUGCUUGGAGACUAGUAAAAACAGUAGCGGUUGCGAUGAAGAGGAUCGUCUUAACAACAAAACUCCAUCUGCCCCAUCAGCUAUAGGUCUCGGAACAUCCACACUUUUGAGUGUUCCGGAUCUACGAACUGUAGCAAGUCUGGCUUCUUCCUUGGACGUAAAACCUCCAAAACAGCAAGCUGCGCCAGAGUGUAAAACCGAAGUGGAUGCUGAUGCCCAAUCGAAAAAUCGCAAAAAGAAAAGAGAUCGUCCGUUGAGCUUGACCAAAAGUGGUAUGGUACGAAAAGGACGUAAAACCUACUCGGAAAAUGAUUUGCAAAUUUUGGAAGAAUUUUAUCUUAACGAUCCUUUCGCUUGCGCAAGUCCGGAUAAGCGACAAGCACUCUGCCAUAUGCUGAACAUUGAUCCAUACAGGCUCAAGGUAUGGUUCCAAAAUCGCCGACGAAGGGACAAAGUGAAUUACGAAAACCAGAAGAUGAAGGAUGCUUGAGCACUGAUCUCAGUCGAAUAAGUUAUUAAAUUACGGGUGAUUUUUGGUGCAUAAUUUACGUAGAGCUACGGAAUAUAGAAAAUCCAGAAAAAAGGGACCUAUCCUAUCUAUCUAAUCUGACAAUUUGUCGUUUUGCGUGUUAUUGUUUUUUUCCUUUCACAAACCAUGUCAAAGAUCUUCUAUGUUUACAUCUCUCAAAAGCCUUUCCUAGUAUUCGCGAAUCUCAGCAAUUUCUCCUUGCCAAUGUUUAUAUUCAUCAAGAGUGAGCAUUGAUUUAUUGAUUGCUUUUUUUCUCCAUAAAACUGC
This is a messenger RNA of Cylicocyclus nassatus, 1250 nucleotides long. The record is from the annotation of a GenBank genome assembly. NCBI's taxonomy places the organism in Eukaryota, Metazoa, Nematoda, Chromadorea, Rhabditida, Strongylidae.